Teleopsis dalmanni is the source of this 994-nucleotide messenger RNA. RefSeq lists its product as uncharacterized. NCBI's taxonomy places the organism in Eukaryota, Metazoa, Arthropoda, Insecta, Diptera, Diopsidae. The coding region runs from base 747 to 974 and encodes 75 amino acids. The transcript has a single exon. The record is from RefSeq and is a predicted model, not a curated record.
GCAACUAAAUUAAAACUUACAUGGUCACUGAAGAAAGAGAAGCGAUCUCAUUAGAAACUAAUAACCAAAACUUCAUCCUGCUGAAUUAAUAAGUUAAAUAUUGAAAUGAAAAUAUUAUCAAAGUCAACAAACAGAGCAAUGUAGUAGUCAGCAUUUACAAUACUCGUAUUUGUUGGCAAUAAAUUUAAAAAUUGACAGAUAACAACAACAACACUUCACUAAACAGCGGUGGCAUGGUAUGGCAUGACGACAGCCAAAUGCAAAUCUAAAGCCGAACCCAAGCCAUCCAAGCUAUCCAAUCCAAGUAAUCGAAGUAAUUUGCAAUUUAAACCAGAAAAUCGGUAACUUACAAAUAACGCCGAACUACAAAAUUUGAUCAAAUAAAAAUAAACCAAAAAAUUGCAUAAUUUUUUGAUAGCGGAGCCAGCGGCGAAACGAUUUCGUUGACGCUGAGAUUGCAUUGGUACGCAACCCGCUAACAACCUCAUUUCAACACGAACUCGGGCUCGUCACCUGCAAAAUCAUCGCAAUCAUCAUUAGCAGCAGCUUAUCGAAUAAUUGACAACAAAUGUGUUCAAAGCUAAGCUUCUUGAAGAAACCCCCCACUACCUACGUGUUUGCCGCUCCACCACGUAAAACCGCUUGACAUUCACGUUCGCAUUUUCGAACGAAAUUUUCGCACAAAACGAAUUUCGGUUUUUGUUGAAAUUUUCAAGUGUUGUCCGCCGUGUCUCGAUACUUGCGUCAUGGAGUGUUUACAGAAUAUAUUUCGGAAUAUUUCUGACAUUUUUAAGAUAUAUCUUAAGUUAGCUGUGAUCACGUUGGUUAUUUAUUUUGUGGCUGAAUGGUACAUUUUACGUUACGGUCUCGAAUUUGACGAAGCACCUCAAACUCAAAUAGCAGCACAAAAGCCGCGCAAUGUCAGUUCAGUCGAAAAACUAUUUAAAUUAAUGAUUAAUUUUUUUAUACAUUAAUUUUUUAAAUUUUUAAAUUG